This is a messenger RNA of Trichoderma citrinoviride, 1353 nucleotides long. RefSeq lists its product as hypothetical. The transcript has 5 exons. Gene Ontology annotation, cellular component: cytoplasm; nucleus. Lineage: Eukaryota; Fungi; Ascomycota; Sordariomycetes; Hypocreales; Hypocreaceae. The coding region runs from base 1 to 1353 and encodes 450 amino acids. The record is from RefSeq and is a predicted model, not a curated record.
AUGGAUACACCGGCUGUCCCUUUGCCGCAGGAUGCCCGGGAACAGGCCGUCCUCGACAGCCUCGUCGUCAUUCGCGACAAGCUGCUGCUGUUGAAGCAGGACCGCACAACAUACAUUCGCAGCCAGGAUGUCAUACCCUUAUACGACGAGACCAUCAGCAGGGUCAAAGAGCUGGACGAGAUCCGUACCGAGACGGGGAAUAAGGAGGAGAACAGACUUGACAAAGUCUUGGAAAGCUGCUUCCAGCUUCUAUCCCUUUUCUACCUCACAAUCGGACGCAACAAUGAGAUACCCGCAAACUAUGCCCUGACUUCCACAAUCAAGCGGCUGCUCGACCACUUGACCGAAGCCGACCUCUACUCAGCCAAGGAUCUCGAGAGCAUCCAGACCACGUUGACGAACCUAUCCGAGAGCAUAAAGCUGGCCGGAUCCAGCGAACACAAAGCCGAGAACUCUCCGUAUCUUCUCAAGCUCCUGUCGAAUAGAGUAGCCAAGUGCUUGGCAACGCUGGAGAAUCUCCAGAAGCGGCUGGGUCGCAUCGGAGAGCCUUUGCUUCCGACACACGAGAAGCUCAUUUCCAUCCUGCGAUCCAUUUCGCUGGCGAACACAAAAGCAAAAUUCUCGUCUGCCGAGGUGCAAAAGCUUCAAAAGCAGCUUCUCGAUAUCGGAGAGAAGCGCAAAGAUGGCCAAUUCGUCGACGAGAAUGGCAAUGUGCCUCCAGGAUCUGUAGAGCUCGGGGAGCUGUACCAGCGUGUCCUCAAGUGGUCAGAGAUGGUAUUGGAGAGAAAAGGAAGCAUGCCAGAGCAAUUCCGUCCGACAUACGAGACGCUUGUUGGUAUUCGCAACGAGCUGGAGAAGCUGUCCUUGACACAAGCCUGGGCUCUUCGCGAGACCGAUCUGUACGACUUUCAGCGUCAGCUCGACAAGAUUGACGAAAGCCGGCAGAACGGAAACUUUUACGACGACAGGGGUCGGCCUGCCGACUUGUAUACACAACGGACCAUGUUGUAUCUGAUCAGGCGAAGCUACGCGUACAUUUAUUCCUUCAUUCUGGCCUCAGAGCCGGUCUCUGAGGCUCUGUUGCCCGUCUAUAACCAGCUGCAGACCCUCAAGAGGUGUCUCCUCGAAGUGAGGAACAGUGGCGGCGUAUCCUCUGUUCGAGAACUGUAUCCUUACAGCAUGAAGCUAAACUCGCUCGAUAAUCUACGGGUGGACGGUAAAUUUGUUGUAAAUGGCGACAUCCCUGAAGGUCAGGGCAGCGUCAGUGAGCUGCUUGCCGAAUGCUUCGACCUCACGUAUGACUUGAGGGUUGCGGCAGAGGAGGGCACAGCAAGCAAUUCCGACGGCCAAUAA